Messenger RNA from Asparagus officinalis (garden asparagus), 2294 nucleotides. RefSeq names its product 7-deoxyloganetic acid glucosyltransferase-like. Lineage: Eukaryota; Viridiplantae; Streptophyta; Magnoliopsida; Asparagales; Asparagaceae. The record is from RefSeq and is a predicted model, not a curated record. Gene Ontology annotation, molecular function: UDP-glycosyltransferase activity.
AUAAUAAGCUCUAGACUACUUUUCCCUAAAAAAAGAGGAAAUAAAGACUCAAUUACUACCUAAUAUAAAAACUAGGAUGAGACGCACAAAGCAUCAUCACAAAGAUCAGAAACAAAAAAAAAAAACAAAUCCAUGGCAGAAGAUAAGGCAAAAAACCCACAUGUCCUCGUCUUCCCCUUCCCCAUUCAGGGUCAUAUCCCUCCGAUACUCAAACUAGCGGAGCUUCUAUCGCUCUCUGGCUUCCAUAUAACCUUCCUCAACACGGAAACCAUCCAUAACCGCCUGCUCAAAAACUCUCCUGCCCUCGAGCAACUGGCUCAACAGCCUAGGUUCAGAUUCAAAACACUCCCUGAUGGACUCACUAGCAACAAUACUGAGCCAAUUUUACAAGUAGUAGACCUUGUAGACUCAAUAAGGGCUCGAUGUAGUGAACUCUAUAGGGAGACUUUGGUGCCUAAGAAUGGUGAAGACCCCGACGGGUGGCCACCAGUUACUUGUGUUGUGGCCGAUGGGUUGAUGCCUGUUGCAUUUGAUGUGGCUGAGGAGAUGAUGGUUCCUGUGAUCCUUCUGCGUACAAGCAGUCCUUGCAGUGUGUGGGCUUAUUACUCCAUUCCAGAGCUCAUAAAAAGAGGAGAGCUCCCGUUCCCUGAGGAGGCUGACAUGGAUGAUCCGAUACAAGGGGUAGAAGGGAUGCAGAGUCUCUUACGACGCAGAGAUCUUCCAGGCACACUAAGACACGCCAAAUCUCCAAAUGAUCGAGUCCUUGGAUUCUUUAACACUGCGAGCAACAACUUGGGAAGAGCGAAAGCUCUCAUCCUAAACACCUUCGAACCAUUAGAUUCACUUGUCCUAUCUCACAUUCGUUCUGUCUGUCCAAUCAUUUACACUAUCGGGCCUCUUCACCUUCUUCAAAGAAACUUGAAUUCAUCCACCAAUUUCCCUAGUUUCUGGCUACAGGAUAGAUCUUGUAUCGAGUGGCUAGACUCCCAACCAAACAAGUCAGUUGUCUAUAUCAGCUUCGGUAGCAUAACAACCAUGACGGGGUACAAGUUUCACGAGUUUUUUCAUGGGCUUGUCAAUAGCGGCCAUUGUAGCAUAACAACCAUGACGGGGUACAAGUUUCACGAGUUUUUUCAUGGGCUUGUCAAUAGCGGCCAUAGGUUCUUAUGGGUGAUUCGACCUGAUCUUGUACAAGGAAUCACAACAGAGCUAGAGAUAUACACAACGGAAAGGGUUUGUUUCGUGCCAUGGGCCCCACAAGAAGAGGUACUAGCCCAUCCAGCAAUUGGGUGCUUCUUGACGCAUAGCGGAUGGAACUCGACGUUGGAGAGCAUUGCAGCGGGGGUGCCGAUGAUAUGUUGGCCAUUCUUUGCUGACCAACAAAUUACCAGUAGGUAUGUGGGUGAAGUGUGGAAGAUUGGAGUAGACAUGAAGGAUACAUGCGAUAGGAACACUAUAGAGAGUAUGGCUAGGAAGGUAAUGGUGGAUGAGGGGCUGAGGAAGUCAGUAAGUGAGAUGGCUAAUAUUGCAAGAGAAAGUGUGAAGGAAAAUGGAUCUUCUAACAUGAACUUUCAAAAAUUAGUCCAACAUAUCAAAUCAUUAAGAAUAUAAUAGCCGAUAAUUUGAAUAAACAGGAGCGCGUUGCUAUUAGAUGCUAUGUAUCACAGCUUAUGACGCAAGCUUGUUUCUGUGUUAUUAAUGGAAGAAUAUUGCGCAUGGAAAGAAGUUGGUAGCCUUAGAAAUUAUGAUUUCAGGUGGAUUUACAGCAUCAGAAACCAAUGGAGGGUCUAUUUUGUGGACUGCUACAGUCGGCUAUUAUUUAGACUUGAUUAUAACAAUAUAUUAUUUAGAGUAGUAACGGAUUUGAUAAUGUUGAGUAAAAAAAGAAAAUGAAUGCAAAUCAUAGCAAGUAUCAUGUCAUAACUAUCUUAUGGAUGACAAAUCAGCUGAUAGUGUUGAAUGAAAAGUGUGAAUGACUGCAAAUCCCCGAGAUGUGCUAUCAUAACGAUCAAGUAUUAAUAGAUUUUGAUGAGAAAAAUGGACGCUUCACUUUUUUGACAUUAGGAGAGUCAAAACCCCUAUGAUCUAUUGAAGAAUCACAAAAGAGCUCCUACAUUUGAGACAAAAAUUGAGGAUUCUAAAUCUUAGAUAACAGCUACAAGACUAUAGAAUAAUGCAUCAUGCAAUUCCAACAGCUGAAGUAAUCUCAAAGCCAUAGGUUGGCAAAAAUAUCUUCUUCAUCUGAGUCUUAUUUGCUGUUCAAUGUUGCAUUCGUAUUUCGGUUUUGAAUGAGA